Physcomitrium patens is the source of this 3545-nucleotide messenger RNA. RefSeq names its product DExH-box ATP-dependent RNA helicase DExH9. Gene Ontology annotation, cellular component: nucleus. Gene Ontology annotation, biological process: maturation of 5.8S rRNA; RNA catabolic process. The record is from RefSeq and is a predicted model, not a curated record. NCBI's taxonomy places the organism in Eukaryota, Viridiplantae, Streptophyta, Bryopsida, Funariales, Funariaceae. Gene Ontology annotation, molecular function: RNA binding; ATP binding; RNA helicase activity.
GACGCGAGAGUCGAGGUUUGGGUGAAGAGAAAAACUGUGAAGAUCGAAGGUUUGUGUUUUGCGUGGGGGGGUUUUGGAUUUUUCUUCGAGCUGCAGUUGCAGCUAUGGCGACUUCGAAGCGGAAAGCGGAAGAGGAUGCUGAGCGCGACGACCCUGCUGGGAAGCUAGCGCGGCUGCCGGAGCCUGAAAACGAUGUUGAGGAUGAUGCUGCAGCUGCUGAAGACGGGGAGGAGGAGCCUGCAGCCAACGGCAAUGGAAAUCGCUAUGUCGCGUGUUUGCAUGAGGUUUCGUAUCCCGAGGGAUAUGAUCAUGCGAAUGGAGGAGAGCGUCUGGCUCCGGCCAAGCCUGCGAAGGAGUAUCCGUUCACGCUUGAUCCGUUCCAGAGAGAGGCCAUUCGGUGCCUUGAAGCCGGAGAAUCUGUCCUGGUAUCUGCACACACAUCUGCUGGGAAAACGGUUGUUGCGGAGUAUGCUAUUGCCAUGGCACUUCGUGACAAACAGAGGGUGGUCUAUACCUCUCCUAUUAAGGCUUUGAGUAAUCAGAAGUAUAGAGAGAUGUUGGAGGAAUUCACUGAUGUAGGCCUUAUGACUGGAGAUGUGACGAUUUCUCCAAAUGCUUCUUGCCUGGUGAUGACUACAGAAAUUUUACGAAGCAUGCAAUACAGAGGUUCAGAGGUGAACAGAGAAGUGGCAUGGAUCAUUUUUGAUGAAGUUCACUACAUGCGAGAUCGGGAAAGGGGUGUUGUGUGGGAAGAGAGCAUUGCAAUGGCACCCAAGAAUGCGCGCUUUGUGUUCCUAUCUGCUACUGUACCAAAUGCUAAGGAGUUCGCAGAUUGGGUAGCGAAGGUACACAAACAGCCCUGUCACAUUGUAUACACUGAUUACCGACCCACUCCACUUCAACAUUAUAUUUAUCCAGCUGGGGGUGAUGGCUUAUACAUGGUUGUCGAUGAAAAGGCUGUUUUUCGAGAUUCCAGCUUUCAGAAAGCUGUAAAUGCUCUUUCGUCUAAUGCUGGAGGUGAUGGUUCCAAGAAAAACAAUGGAAAGACACAAAAAGGAGGGAAGGGUGGAGUACCUGCAGAACCAAGUGAUAUGUUCAAGAUUGUCAAGAUGAUCAUGCAGCGACAAUUUGAUCCUGUUAUUGUUUUCAGUUUCAGUAAACGCAAUUGUGAAGAGAACGCUAAUCAGAUGGCCAAGCUAGAUCUCAACGAUGAGAACGAAAAGAAGUUGGUGGAUGGUGUAUUUUGGAAUGCUAUGGACAAUUUAUCGGAUGAUGACAAAAAGCUUCCUCAGGUUUCUCAUCUACUUCCAUUACUGAAGCGCGGAAUUGGUGUGCAUCACUCUGGCUUACUUCCAAUUCUUAAAGAAGUUAUUGAGAUUCUAUUUCAAGAAGGUCUCCUCAAGUGCUUAUUUGCAACAGAAACAUUCAGUAUAGGCUUGAACAUGCCAGCCAAAACUGUUGUAUUUACCAACGUUCGUAAGUUUGAUGGGGACAAAUUUCGAUGGAUUUCCAGUGGGGAAUACAUUCAGAUGAGUGGUCGUGCUGGACGGCGUGGACUGGAUGAUCGGGGUAUAUGCAUUCUCAUGCUUGACGAGAAGCUUGAGCCCGCCAUUGCUAAAGACAUGAUCAAAGGGGCUGCAGAUCCUUUGAACAGUGCGUUCCAUUUGAGUUACAACAUGCUGCUCAAUCAGAUGCGGAGUGAAGAAAGUAAUCCGGAGGAGCUCCUCCGACGGUCUUUUCAUCAGUUUCAGUGUGAUCGUGCUUUACCAAAGCUUCAGAAACGGGUGAAAGACAUGGAUGAGGAGCGUCAAAACAUAGUGAUUGAAGAGGAGGAUCAAGUUAAAGACUAUCGCAAUUUAUUAGAGCAACUCUAUAGUUUAAGAGCAGACAUUCGAAGCAUUGCUUUUGCUCCCCGUUAUAGCUUACCCUACUUACAACCAGGUCGCUUGGUUCAAAUAGCACGAGCUACAAAUCAAGAUGACCUCACAGUUCCUGUCAAAAAGGUUACCCCUGUAUGGGGCGUUAUCGUCAACUUCGAAAAAGUUCAAACCGCGGCCAAAGAGUCCUUUGAUGGAGAGAGUCAAGGUCCUAGUGAAACUAAGUUCAAGGUGGAUAUACUGGCGAAUUGUAAAACUGUUGAGGAUGAAGGUCGAACCAAGUUAGUGCAACCUGUUUCUUUGAAUGAAACAGGCGAACCUGCGGUUGUUUCUCUGCCACUGAAUCAGAUCGAGCACCUAAGCGUUGUCCGAAUAUUUAUUCCGAAGGACUUGCGACCUGUUGAAGCUCGUGAAAGAUGUCUGAGAACAGUUAUUGAGGUGUUGCGGCGCUUCCCAGAAGGGCCGCAGUUGCUGGAUCCUGAAGAUGAUAUGGAGGUAAAAAAUGAUUCAUACAAAAAAGCAGUACGGAGAGCAGAAGCAGUUGAAGCUUUGUUAGAAAAGCACGCAUUGGCAGAUUCGCCAACGUUGGAACCCAGAUUACGUGCUUUGGGACAAAAAGAAGCUUUGACAUCAAAAAUACGAAUAGCCCGUAAGGAUGUCCGUGCAGCAACUACUUUAGUCUUCAAGGAUGAACUUAAGGCAAGGCGUCGUGUGUUGAGGCGAUUGGGAUAUGCAACAGCGGAAGAGGUGGUAGAGCUGAAGGGCAGGGUGGCAUGUGAAAUUAGCAGCGCUGAUGAGCUCGUUUUAACAGAGCUUAUGUUUGGUGGAGUCUUCAACGAUAGCACUGUGGAGCAAAUUGUUGCAUUACUUUCAUGCUUGGUAUGGCAGGAAAAGCUCAAGUCAAUGGCAAAGCUUCCAGAGGAGCUUGCAGGCAUAUAUGCUCAACUUCGGGAGGUUGCCCGGCGUGUUGGCAAAGUUCAAGUUGAAUGCAAGAUGGCCGUAGAUGUCGAAGAGUACGUGAACUCAUUCAGACCGGAUAUAAUGGAGCUGGUCUACGCUUGGUGCAAAGGCGCCAAGUUCAUUGACGUCAUGAAGCUUGCUCAAGUCUUUGAAGGCAGUCUCAUUCGGGCGCUGAGACGCUUAGAAGAGGUCCUCCAACAACUCCUACUGGCUGCUCGUGCAAUUGGCGAACUUGAUCUCGAGGCUAAAUUUGAGGAAGCAUCAACUAGGAUUAAAAGAGAUAUUGUGUUCGCGGCCUCAUUAUAUUUGUAAUUUACUACGUUAGAAUGAGCUACUGGUCCCUAAACUCCGCGUAUUGCUUCUUCUUGGGAAGAUUACCUCAUUUAAUCUGUAAUUCUCUCUAUCGAGUAACGCUUCCUGUGUCGUGACAUGCACAUCAACAUUGAGCUCCUGAUAUUAGCUACCAACUAGUGAGCAAGUGAAUAUUUGUCGCUGCGUUCGUGAAGUGUGUUUAUGAAUGAGGAAGGUCAGGUGCACUGCCUUGAGGAUAGUGAUCCAGUGAAAAGUGGAAACUCAUGAAAGGAGCAUUUUUAUGUCAAGGCUGACUGGAAGCCGGGCGUGAAUGAGAUUCAGAGCGUUAAUACACCAUGUUUUAAGUAGCAUUCAUUUUGAAAGAAACUAAGUCGCUUCAUUGAGACUUUUCCAUGA